This is a messenger RNA of Psylliodes chrysocephalus, 444 nucleotides long. Lineage: Eukaryota; Metazoa; Arthropoda; Insecta; Coleoptera; Chrysomelidae. The record is from the annotation of a GenBank genome assembly.
AUGGUUAAGAAGAAGGGUGCAACUUGGCAUUUUUUCAAGGAGAAAGGCAAAAAUGGUGUUGUGUACAAACAUUCAAAUGUUAAUAAAAUGGCGAAACACAUAAAUAAGUGCUUUAAGUGUCCUAAAGAAAUGAAGAAAAUUCUUUAUUUAGUGCCAACCACUGUAUCUACUAGAGUAGACCUAUCAAUGUCCAUGUCCACCCCGAAGACAAAAAUUAAAUGUCCCCAACAGGGCCAACAGCUAAAGGAGUUAAAAGUAGAUGUGUCUUUUGAACUAGAAGAAGCAAAUCCAGCAGGGCCACGUUCAAGUAGGAGCCAAACUUUUCCAGUUUUAUCUUUAUCUGAAACUGAAAGAAGUGCUACUGCCACUAAUGCCAGUAACGUCUGCAAAAAGUGCUUGUUCCAUCUAACUUCAAUUGAUCUUAACCAACACCUUCCAUCAUGA